GGAGAGCAAUGAGUUAGAAGAUGAAGAUGAUGUUACCUUGAAACCAGGCAAUGUAGGUACCCAUUUGUCUUGAUAGAUCAGGAUGUCUUGGCCAUUGCCCACAUUCCAUCUUCCUCCGAGCUGAAUGAUAUCCCUGCCCUUCAGAAUACUUGACCAUGCCCAAGAUGGAUGAUCGCCCAUUCGAGCCUCAAAAAAAGAGGAUUCUGGAAAAUAUAAACUUUUGAAAACUCGAACCCAUAAGGCAUUAGGAUUUUGCAAGAUUCACCAUGCUUGAUUAAAGCAAUAAAGAUCUUUGAAACCCAUACCUCCCACAUGCUUGCUCUUCGUGAGGCACUUCCAACUAGUCCACCGCAUUUUUCUUUCAUCUGCUUUUUGACCCCACCAAAGUAAUAAGGGUCAUGUGUUAGGAAAAGGAAUGGAUAACAGUUUUGUUUCUUUAUUUUAAUUUCCAGAAGCAUAUGGUUUCUUUCCAAGGAUCAAAUUCACGUAUCUGUUACUUUGUCAUGGAGAGUCUAAUUUAUGUGUUUCCGUUGUUUGAUUUUCUUCCUUUUAGGGUUCAAAGCUGUGCCAUGUUGUCAUGUCAUCCUUUUCUUCCUUUUCCUCACCAUUCUUCCUUGCUGAUCACAAAGCAGUUUUGAAAGUGUUCACAUAGAUUGUGGUGGUAGUAGCCCUUACAAUGACUCUCAUAAUCUCACAUGGAUUCCAGAUAAAUUCUUCUUCACAGGCGCCACUGCAGUUGUUGCUGAACCCUUCUGCUUCCACCUUCAAAGUGAAAGGACUCUUUGCUUCUUUCCCCUCUUGUCUGGGAAGAGAAAUUGUUAUACUGUACCGAUUUCUCCUGGUCGUUAUUAUAUCCGUACUUUCACAGUAUAUGAUAACUACUAUGGAAAAUCAAACUCACCUCUUUUGAUGUUUUUGUUGAGGGGAAUCAGGUUUUCUCAUGGCGUUCCCCCUGGGUUGAGAGUAUCACACAUGAUGGUGCAUACUCUGACUUAUUUGCAAAUGUCAAUGAUGACUGCCUGGAUUAUUGUUUUUACAGCAUCAAUGGUGAUUCCCCAGUUAUUAGCUUGCUAGAAAUCAUACGGGUUGACCCAUCAUCUUAUGGGAAAAACAUGCUGAUUAAGUAUGCUAGGGUCACUGCAGUUUCAAGCACAUGGGGCCCUAGGUUCACAUCAGACCUAGAUCCUUUCAGCCAAUCUUGUCAGAAUGAAAAAGAUUUUCGGAAUGAAAACUAUUCAAAAUAUUCAAAAAAGAUUCUCCUUGGUAACUACUACUUUUGCAGAUUUUGAAUAGUUUCCAUUCUGAAAUUCUUUUUCAUUUUGCCA
Rubroshorea leprosula is the source of this 1325-nucleotide messenger RNA. The record is from the annotation of a GenBank genome assembly. NCBI's taxonomy places the organism in Eukaryota, Viridiplantae, Streptophyta, Magnoliopsida, Malvales, Dipterocarpaceae.